AUGAAAUAUUUGUUGAUAAAAUUCACAAGCCGCAUGCAAUUUUUUUGGUUGCACAAAUAUAAAGAUACAGAAUUCACAAACUUUGAUAUCUUCUUGUUUACAUAAAAUCCGAUACCAUCCGUAAUAUACAACUCUUUGAGACCAAGGCGAUAUUGGUAUUAAGAAUUAUUACAUAUGUCGUAAGUAUUCCUUAAUCUUUAAAAAUCUCAAUCCGUCAAAUACUAACAAUCUUUAGCAAUAUCUUUCAUACCAAAGGUAUAACAGGUUCAAAUCCUAAAGGAGGAUAUUCGGCUGAACUCCCCAGUGUUUCCAAAUACUCAACUCCUACUUCUAAUUUCAAUAAUGAAAAUAUGUCUGACUCGUUUAUGGUUCGUCCUACGACUGCAUUUAUGAAGGUGUUUGAUAAGUUCUCUGCAAUAUCCGGGUUUGGUAAUACGUCGGGCAAUAAUACAGAUAAUAUAAACAGUUUUGCAAAUAGUGCCAACAAAGAUAAAAAGCAGAAUAAUGUGCUGGCGUCACAAUUGCAAAAUAAGAUAGGAAAGAUUUCAAGACUCGAAAAUAGGCUUAUGCAUUUACAAGAUAGUCUCACCAGCGAUUUAAUCGACUGGGGUUCAGGGAUUCCUAAUCCUGAUAGUGAGCGUAUGGUCAAGAACUUUAGUUUGUUAUUGGCAGCCCAGAAGGAUUCUAGUGUAUUAAUAAUUGAAAAAUUAGACAAGCUCAAGUUGAAUUUGGCGUUUGUAAACGAAAGAGAGAAGAAACAAAACGAUCUACUUGCUGCAAAAACGAAAAUAUUAAAACAGUUGCGUUACAGUGAAGUAAAAUAUGGCCCAAAUGCUUCUUCAACGACACUCUUGAAAGAAAAAUUAGAAGAAAAUGUUUGUAAUUUAGGUGUUGUUGAAAUACAAUACAUAAGGGCCAUAACAAAAAAUUUGAAAGAUGCAUUAAUUGAUUACUUAUAUGCCUUGCAGUCUGUUUCGGCUAAUAUAAGUGAGGCUACUAAUGAUUAUUACGAGGUUUUAUUAUCCUUGGAAUCAGGUCAUGAUUUGGCACGUAAUUCUCCUAGAAAAAUUGGUAAUGGAAUGGGCAUAGGUCUUGGUUUAAAUAAUAGGAAGGAUCUUAACUUUAAUACUUCAAAUUCGUAUGGGCUCCUGAGUAAAUCGGCAAACGAUGCUGACUACAACCUGCCCAAGAAUAGUGAUUUUCAGGAAAGAAAUAGCCCUAUAAGAAUGACCUCACACGUUGUUGAAGAUUAUCAAAAUUAUACCAAUUGUGUUGAAUGCCAGAAAAAUAACAAGUCUCACCAUAGACUUAUCACCCCUUGUACACACAAUGGUCAAAACAUUGACCCUAGAACCUCCAAGUCCACACAUAUGUCACCUACACGAAUUGCCCCUGAUAGCAUCAGUGAACAAGGGUUUGAAAUAAAAGAUGGCUACCUGCCUAGUGAACAUUGGAAUUAA
Messenger RNA from Debaryomyces tyrocola, 1460 nucleotides. NCBI's taxonomy places the organism in Eukaryota, Fungi, Ascomycota, Pichiomycetes, Serinales, Debaryomycetaceae. The record is from the annotation of a GenBank genome assembly.